This is a messenger RNA of Nelumbo nucifera (sacred lotus), 2018 nucleotides long. RefSeq names its product UDP-glucose 6-dehydrogenase 3-like. NCBI's taxonomy places the organism in Eukaryota, Viridiplantae, Streptophyta, Magnoliopsida, Proteales, Nelumbonaceae. Gene Ontology annotation, molecular function: NAD binding; UDP-glucose 6-dehydrogenase activity. Gene Ontology annotation, biological process: glycosaminoglycan biosynthetic process. The record is from RefSeq and is a predicted model, not a curated record. Gene Ontology annotation, cellular component: nucleus.
AACUGUUAAAUCUGACUUUUUUUUUGCUGGGUUUGUGAAAAUCUUUGAUGGGUUUUGGGUAUUUAAGAAGCUCCCGCUCUUCUUGUCUCCCUGUAAGAGAAGUCGUAGUCUCUCUUCCUCGUUAGAGAUCUACUGUUUCCAUCUAUCUAUUCCUCUCAUUUUUUAUCUCUUUUUAGAUCUUUUGGAAGGAAGCAGAGGGAGCAAGAAGAUUAUUAGUUACAACUGAAAAUGGUGAAGAUCUGUUGUAUCGGAGCUGGGUAUGUCGGUGGACCUACCAUGGCUGUAAUAGCACUCAAGUGCCCCUCAAUUGAAGUGGCUGUUGUGGACAUCUCUGUACCUCGUAUCAAUGCCUGGAACAGUGACCAGCUCCCCAUCUACGAGCCAGGCCUCGAAGAUGUGGUGAAGCAGUGCAGAGGAAAGAAUCUUUUCUUCAGCACUGAUGUAGAAAAACAUGUAAGCGAGGCAGAUAUCAUUUUUGUUUCAGUCAACACCCCAACCAAGACAAGGGGCCUUGGAGCAGGCAAAGCUGCUGAUCUGACCUACUGGGAGAGUGCAGCACGCAUGAUAGCCGAUGUCUCAAAGUCCAACAAAAUUGUAGUUGAGAAAUCAACAGUCCCAGUAAAAACAGCUGAGGCAAUUGAAAAGAUUCUGACUCACAACAGCAAGGGGAUCCACUUCCAAAUUCUUUCAAACCCAGAGUUCCUUGCUGAGGGGACUGCAAUCCAAGACCUUCUCAAGCCUGACCGUGUGCUCAUUGGAGGCCGGGAGACUCCUGGAGGCCGAAAAGCAAUCCAGGCAUUGAAGGAUGUGUAUGCCCAAUGGGUACCUGAAGACCGCAUAAUAGCUACUAACCUGUGGUCCGCUGAGCUUUCAAAACUUGCCGCCAAUGCCUUCCUGGCCCAGAGGAUCUCAUCUGUCAAUGCCAUGUCUGCACUCUGCGAGGCAACUGGUGCUGAUGUUUCCCAGGUAUCCCAUGCUGUUGGUAAGGACUCUAGGAUUGGGCCCAAGUUCCUUAAUGCCAGUGUUGGCUUUGGCGGGUCCUGCUUCCAGAAAGACAUCCUCAACCUGAUUUACAUCUGUGAAUGCAACGGCCUCCCUGAGGUAGCAAACUACUGGAAACAGGUCAUCAAGGUGAAUGACUACCAGAAGAACCGUUUUGUGAACCGGGUUGUCUCUUCCAUGUUCAAUACAGUCUCAGGAAAGAAGAUUGCUGCUCUUGGAUUUGCAUUCAAGAAGGAUACAGGUGACACAAGGGAGACCCCUGCCAUCGAUGUGUGUAAAGGGCUGUUGGGGGAUGGAGCCCGUGUGAGCAUCUAUGACCCUCAGGUCAGUGAGGAUCAGAUCCAGAGGGACCUUUCAAUGAACAAGUUUGACUGGGACCACCCACUUCACCUUCAGCCUAUGAGCCCCACUGCUGUGAAGCAAGUGAGUGUGGUUUGGGAUGCAUAUGUGGCAACCAAGGAUGCCCAUGGUAUAUGCAUUCUGACAGAGUGGGAUGAGUUCAAGACUCUUGAUUACCAGAGGAUAUAUGAUAACAUGAGAAAACCUGCAUUUGUGUUUGAUGGAAGGAACAUUGUGAAUGUCAAAAAGUUGAGGGAGAUCGGUUUCAUUGUGUAUUCGAUUGGUAAGCCUUUGGAUCCAUGGCUCAAGGACAUGCCUGCUAUGGCAUAGAAGAGAAGCGUAAAUGGGGCUUCGCAUGCCGGCUCUUUGUUAAAACUGAAACUGAGGAAGACAGUUUGAUUCUUUAAAAUUUUUCUUUUUUUUUUAGUUUUCUGCUUAUUGCUAUUAGUCAUGGUUUAUGUUGUUUCUUACUUGUGAACACUAGUCAACUAGAAGUUACUAAUUCUUCCAUCCCGAGGAAGCUAAAGAAUCUUUCUGUUUUGCCUUACAAUGUAUUCCAUGAUGUGAUAGUGCUUUACUUGGCCAUUACUGGAUGACUAGAGUCAAUGUGUACUUGUCAUAAUAAACUGUUACAGAUAAAUUCAUUGAGGCUUUAGAAAAUAGAAAUCAUUUGUCUA